UUCUGCAUCUAAUGUUUUCAUUAGGAAACUGGGUGCAACCAAGUCAACGAGGGAAGGAUAAGAGAGCAGGAGAGCGAGCGCAGGGUGAACAGGAAGAGUUGUGGAGGAGAAGAAGAAGAAGAAGCCUUUUUGUUUUCAGCCUGGUUCUGGAUUAGAGGAGAUUUGGGGGGCUGUUUGUGUCUUUACUCUCACACACACUACACGCUUCGUCACCAGCUGUUCGCCAGGUUUCACCAUGACCUGCCCCUCCACCUCCUCAGUUGGACUCAUCUUCCUUCUGAUUGGCUACGCUGCUGCAGGACCUGAACCUGUUGUGCAGCCUCUAGCGGUGCGUUCAAGUGCCUGUCAAGAGCACACAAGCCUUCACAACCGCCUGGAUGUAGUGGAGAAGAGAGUUGAGGACACAGUUGAGACGUUGGAGGUUGAGCUGGCUGCUCUUCUGCAGGCCAUUGAAGCCCCAGAGUGGCGCCCGCUGUUGGACAAUACAGGAAAGACAACAGUGGAUAUCCUGGAGGACCCAGCUGGGCAGAGGUCUUAAAACUAACCAGGCAUCGAUGGAGGAGGGACUCAAGAAGCCUCUUGUUCUUGGACUUUGAAGGAUUAAAUCUGUUUCAAUGACUUAA
Messenger RNA from Sebastes umbrosus (honeycomb rockfish), 623 nucleotides. Its product is annotated as placenta-specific protein 9-like. The record is from RefSeq and is a predicted model, not a curated record. The transcript is spliced from 3 exons. The coding region runs from base 236 to 538 and encodes 100 amino acids. NCBI's taxonomy places the organism in Eukaryota, Metazoa, Chordata, Actinopteri, Perciformes, Sebastidae.